GUUGAUACAAUCAUAACAACAUUAUGAGUCAAUAAAAACUCGAUGAUGUGUGGGGGGUAUAGAUUUCUAUUAAUACCGAACUGUUCAAUCAAGUGUUACUGCCUGAAGGCGAUUAGAUAAUCUUUACUCUCUUAAAUAGUGGCGGUGAUACUCUGGUCCGCAUGCAGUCUUAACUGAGGCAUUGUACAAUGAAGACAUUUCUCGUUUUGUGUUGUUUGGCAUUUGCAGUUGCAGAGUUUGCAGAUUCUGAAACUAAAGGCAGUACUCCUUAUGUCGAUAUUCCGUUAAAGGCAGUUAAAUCCUCGGCGGAUCGUAUACGUGAACAUGGAUAUCCGGCAGAGUCUCAUUUUGUUGAGACACCGGACGGUUAUGUCUUAAACGCGUUCCGGAUUCCCUAUUCGCCUAAAUUGAAUAAUGCUGGCCAAAAGAAGCCAGUUGUAUUUAUUCAACACGGCCUAUUCGCUUGUUCAGAUUGCUUCAUUCUCAAUGGCCCCGACAAUUCAAUAGCGUAUAACUUUGCCGAUAACGGUUAUGAUGUUUGGCUUGGAAAUGCCCGUGGCAACAUAUACUCCCGCAACAACACGAAGAUUUCCUUAAAUCAUCCCGACUUUUGGUCGUUCAGUUGGCAUGAAAUCGGCACAAUUGACAUUCCCACACUGAUCGAUUAUAUACUUGAAGUGACGGGCGAGUCGAAGAUACAUUAUGUUGGCCAUUCUCAGGGCACAACAGUGUUUUUCGUUAUGACAAGUCUUAGGCCUGAAUACAAUGAAAAAAUUAAGACAGCCCACAUGUUGGCACCGGCUAUUUUCAUGGGAAACUGCACCAAUGGGCUAGUUACAAGCUUGGCACCUUACGUUGGGAAGCCCGGAAAAGGUAGUGCAAUAUUGGGAAACCAAGAGUUUGUAUUCCACAACAAGUAUGUACAACGUGCAUUAGAUACGGCCUGUGGUAGUAACCCAGCAUUCCCCAAGUACUGCAGAACUCUAUUCUUCCUGUGGGCUGGAAAUGAGAAUACCAACUUGAAUACGACACUUCUUCCCCAAAUUGCCGAGACCCACCCAGCUGGCAUAUCUUCUAACCAAGGCAUUCAUUAUAUACAAGAAUAUGUUAGCAAUGAGUUCCGCCAAUUCGAUCAUGGUCCAAAGAAAAACAAGAGAAUAUAUGGCCAGGCUGAGCCUCCAGCAUAUCCUCUCGAAAAUAUUACGGCUGAAAUGUACGUGUACUACAGUUUGGCAGAUGCCUCAGCGGAUCACAGAGAUGUGGAACGUCUGCCAUCAUAUCUAUCCAGCCUGAAAAACAUGUACUUGGUUGAAGAUAGUACUUGGGACCACAUUGAUUUCAUUUUUGCACUCAAGGUUAAAGGUACCAUCAACGAUAAAGUUAUAAAGUUCUGCAACGAUUACGAACUACUUCACCAAUAAAACCAGUUACUUUGAACUGAAUUAUAUCAGAAGAUUUUCCAUUAUUGGUCUGAUAUCCUUUUACUUCUGCUAUGGCUGCUAAUCAAAUGGCAAACAAAACUACUUUUCCCAAUGUAAACACUAUUAUUUGUAAAUAAAGUAGAAUCAGCAAGGAA
This is a messenger RNA of Musca domestica (house fly), 1576 nucleotides long. RefSeq names its product lipase 3. The record is from RefSeq and is a predicted model, not a curated record. Lineage: Eukaryota; Metazoa; Arthropoda; Insecta; Diptera; Muscidae. Gene Ontology annotation, molecular function: hydrolase activity, acting on ester bonds. Bases 189 to 1421 code for a protein of 410 amino acids. Gene Ontology annotation, biological process: lipid metabolic process. The transcript is spliced from 3 exons.